Closterium sp. NIES-65 is the source of this 3138-nucleotide messenger RNA. The record is from the annotation of a GenBank genome assembly. NCBI's taxonomy places the organism in Eukaryota, Viridiplantae, Streptophyta, Zygnematophyceae, Desmidiales, Closteriaceae.
AUGGAGCCAGCGUCGCGUCUUCUCUUCUUCCUGCUUUGUGCAUCGUUCUUCAGUGUCCCAGCGACGGCAUCACUCUUCCCGCCAUUUCUUCGCGACGCCGGCAGCGUUUCAGCCGCGGCGUCUGCCGCUGCUGGAGGCAGCAAGCCCUUGGCGAAAAAGCCGGAGAUUGUGAUAAAGUACAAAGGCAAGCUGCGUCCUACCAAGAUCAAUGGAAAAAUGGAGAAAGAGGGAGAGGGGAAUGCCCUAAACGGGACGGACGGGACGCACGGCGGUGGGGAAGGGAAUGGGAAGAGCGAGGAGGGUGCGGGUAUGGAUGUGGGGGAGGAGGGGAAGGGAGGUGCGCGGAAGGCGGAGGGGAGAGUGGGCGACGGCGGAGGAGCGGGGAUGGGGAAGGAGGGGGAGUUGAAAGCAGGCGUUGCCGCCGCUGAUGCUGGUGGUGUUGGUGGUGGAGCUGCCGCGGGUGAUGCAAGUGCUCCGGUUGACGCUAUGGAGGAAGAGGCGGGGCAUGCGGGGGAGGUGAGGGCGCAAGCGGACGCGGACAAGGCGGAAGACUCGCGGGGGGAGGGGGAGGAAACGCGGGAGCGCGGGGCGGAGGGAUCGGCGCGCAGCCCGCAAGGGGGUGGCGCGGACGGUGAAGGGAAGGACAGGCGGAGGGGGAAGGAAGGUGGGAAAGAGUCCGCGGAAGGGGAUCAGGGCGCGGAGGAGGAGGGGAAAGACCCGGGGAUGGAGCUAGAGAUGAAGGCGGAAGAGGAUACACUGGCGGAAGAGGCGGAGCAGGCAGCGGCGGAGGCGGAAGCGGAGGCGGAGGCGGAAGCCGCCGUGGCGGCAGCAGCCGCGGAAGCAGCGGAGGCGGAUGAGAAGAUGGGGGAGGGCGGGGAGAAGGGCGGAGGCGGCGGGGGAGGCGGAGGCGGCGGGGGCGGGGGAGGGGGAGGCGGGGGAAUGGAUGAGCCGUCUCAGAGGCCUCCGCAUGGGUCGGAGGUAUUCGUGGGGGGGAUCACGAGGGAUAUCUCAGAGGAGGAUAUUCGGGAGCUCUUCUCACAGAUAGGACAAAUUUAUGAGGUGCGCGUGCUGAAGGACAGGGAGACGGGCAACCUCAAGGGGUACGGCUUUGUGACGUUCUUCAACCGCCAGCAUGCGGACAAGGCCAUUGACACUCUCAACGGCUCCGAAAUCAAGGGCAAGAAGCUGCGAGUGACGCCCUCGCAGUCCAAGUACCGUCUGUUCGUGGGCAACAUUCCCAAGAGCUGGUCGCGGGACGAACUGCACACCACGCUGGAGGCGGAGGGCAAGGGCAUCACCAACCUCGAGCUGCUCAUGGACCCCAAGCUGCCAGGGCGCAAUCGCGGGUACGCGUUUGUGGAGUAUCACAACCAUGCGUGUGCAGAGGUGGCGCGGCGGCACAUGACAGCGCCGUCCUUCCGCCUCGCCGGCAACGUGCCCACCAUCAGCUGGGCUGAGCCCCGCUCCGAACCAGACCCCUCUGCUAUGGCUCAGGUGAAGGUGAUAUACGUGAAGGGCAUAUCGGAGAAGGUAACAGAGGACGAUCUGAAGGAGGCGUUUCAGCGCUUUGGCGAGGUCACGCGGGUCAUCCUGCCGCCCCCGCGCCCGGGGCAGCCCAAGCGGGACUUUGGGUUUGUGCACUUUGGAGAGCGGGCGGACGCGCUCAAGGCGAUUGAGACGCAGGAGAAGGUGCUCGUGGAUGGCAAGGAGGUCGAGGUCUCCCUAGCCAAGCCCCCUCCAGAGCGCCGGCCCGGCCCUGGGGAACCCCCCUACCCGCCCCGCUCCGCGCCAGGAGGGGGAGGGGGCAGCGGGGGCAGCGGUCCGGGAGGCGGCAGCAACACAGGGGGCGCUUCUGGACUGCAUCCCCAAUACCGCUCCGGAUAUGGCUAUGGGGACAUGGGAGGAGGAGGAGGGGGCGAAGGGAGGGCGUAUGGGGGAGGCGGCGGGGGGUAUGGGGGGAGGGAGAGGGGCGGGGAGGGGGCGUAUGGGGCUUACUCGAGGAGCUUGGGGGAGAGGGGCGGGGGCGGGGGAGGUGGUGGGGGAGGGGGCGGGGGAGGGGGGUUUGGGUCGCAGGUGCCGUUUAUAUACGGGAGGGGGCCGGCGCCGGCAGGCAUGGUGAUGGUGCCGAUGAUGCUGCCCGAUGGACGGCUGGGAUACAUCCUGCAAAGAGAGGGGGAGGGUGGGGGAGGGGGGUACGGUGGCCGAUAUGCCGCCGGGGGAGGGGCGUACCGAGGUGGGGGAGGUGGGGGAGGGGGAGGGUACUCAAGGUCGGGAGGCGGAGGUGCGGGUUACGGGAGUGUUGGGGGGGCUAGUGCCGAACACGUGGAAGGAUACGUGGAGGAGGAGAGCGAGGGGGUACAUUCGCGAGGCGGCAGCGUGGAGCGUAACGACAGCAGCAGCACAGGGCCCCUGGUGAAACCAUCUCCCCAGCUGUUGGUGCAACAAGCGGUGCUGCUGCAAAUGGCAGCGCUCGCUCACAACGACACCCCUCGCACCGACCAUGGCCUUGAGGUGCUCUAUUACUUUGCCAAUGCUGAAGGGACUCUCGCAGACCCUGCUGUCGCCCCCUCCGCUGCUUCGCUCCUCUCCCCCCUGCCGUGCUACUUCGGGUUUGCAGCAGACCUGUACCACUUUGGCCACUUCGCACUCAAGUUUAAAACACGGUACCGUCGGCUGUUGAACCACGGGGGAGCACGCAUUCUCUCCUUGCGCCCGCUCAACAGCGCAGGCUCCUGUGUGCAGUGCAGGGUGGCAGUAAGAGUGGCUCCUCUGGGAACCCAGACAAAAGAAGGGAAGCCGGGUGUGCAUGGGAGGCGGAUGGGCAGAGAGGAGGAGGGGGAACGGAUGGAGAGGAGUGUGGGUGAGGGGGAGGAGAGUGGGGGGGAUGGUGGAGGGGGGAAGAGGAUGGAGGGAAGUGAGGGGGAGGGAGAGGAGGAGUGGGUCAUGCAGUUGUCUCAUGUGACGUAUCAAAGGACGCCUCAUAACUCUUUUGAGACGUCUCAAAACUCCCGUCGCCUGCCGUUCACGUUUGAGUCCUUCGCCCCCCUGGAUUCCGCUCCCUUUACAUGCAAAGCAGAAGCAGAAGGUGGGAAGCAAGGAGAAGGGAGGGCGGAGAGGGGGAAGCGCGAGAGUGAGUGA